Messenger RNA from Microtus ochrogaster (prairie vole), 2537 nucleotides. It is a transcript of the gene Tnfrsf11a, whose product is annotated as TNF receptor superfamily member 11a. Gene Ontology annotation, biological process: lymph node development; tumor necrosis factor-mediated signaling pathway; multinuclear osteoclast differentiation. Gene Ontology annotation, molecular function: cytokine binding; tumor necrosis factor receptor activity. Gene Ontology annotation, cellular component: external side of plasma membrane. The record is from RefSeq and is a predicted model, not a curated record. The coding region runs from base 1 to 2361 and encodes 786 amino acids. The transcript has 13 exons. Lineage: Eukaryota; Metazoa; Chordata; Mammalia; Rodentia; Cricetidae.
AUGGCAACCUUGGUGGGGUUGUCUAGGGCCUGCCCGCGGGAAGCUGCACCCCGAGAGCUCAGUGCCUGGGGACAGCAGGGCGGCGCACAGCGUAGGUCUGGAGCGCGCGUGGAGUGUCAAAGCCACAGGUGCUCCGCACCCCAGCAGCCCACGCUCCGGCACCCCCUGGCGGACUCGGACGGCGGCGCGGGGGCAGGGUCAAGAAGAUUGAGGACCACUGGGUCAAAGCAUAAGCAACCUGGGGACCGCUCUGUCCUUCCAACUUGUGGGUCUGAGGACAGAGCUCAGAUCAGCAAGCUUAGUGCCAGGUCUCUCCGGGAACUCUGGACCGACAUUUCUUCUGCUGACUGGAAGGUUGCAAGUCUGAGCAAUCCUCCUGAGUCCAGGGACACGGUGCGGGCACGAGGACCCCGAUUCCUCUCUGCCCCCCAACACCAGCGGCUAACUGUACUGAACCAUGACUGCCCUGCUGCCACCACCAGCACAGGCCGCAUUUCCUCCACCCUCACAGACCAAGACACCGGUGGCGACAAUGUGACCCUCCUGGUGGCUCCUCCAUGCACCCAAGAGAGACAUUAUGAGCACCUUGGACGAUGUUGCAGCAAAUGCGAACCAGGAAGAUACCUGUCUUCUAAAUGCACGCCUACCUCUGAUAGUGUGUGUCUGCCCUGUGGUCCAGAUGAGUACUUGGACACCUGGAACGAAGAGGAUAAGUGCUUGCUGCAUAAAGUCUGUGAUGCAGGCAAGGCCCUGGUGGCGGUGGACCCUGGCAAUCACACAGCCCCACGGCGCUGUGCCUGCACAGCCGGCUACCACUGGAACCCAGACUGCGAGUGCUGCCGCCGGAACACGGAGUGUGCACCUGGCUUUGGGGCCGAGCAUCCCUUGCGGCUCAACAUGGACACGGUGUGCACACCCUGCCUCUUGGGCUUCUUCUCAGACAUCUCCUCAUCCACGGACACAUGCAGACCCUGGACCAACUGCUCCCUCCUUGGAAGACUAGAAGCACAGCCAGGGACGAACAAAUCAGACGUGGUUUGCAGCUCUUCCCUGACCCUGAGGAAGCCACCCAAGGAAGCCCAGAUUUACUUGCCCAGUCUCGUCAUUCUGCUCCUCUUCGUCUCUGUCAUAUUAGUUGCUGCCAUCAUCUUUGGAGUUUAUUACAGGAAGGGAUGGAAAGCAUUGACAGCUAAUUUGUGGAACUGGGUCAAUGAUGCUUGCAGCAGCCUAAGUGGAAACCAGGGGUCCUCGGGUGACUGUUGUGUUGGUGCACACCCAGCAACCUCUGCUCAGCAAGAAGCAUUGGAAAGAGCGUUACUAAUGACCCUAGGGGAGAAGAUGUUUCCAGAAGACAUGUGCUAUCCGGAAGGUGGUUCUGGGGUCUGUGAGCCUGUGUGUGCAGCAGAGGGUGGAGAUGCCAGGAUGCUCACAUUGGUCAGCGAAGUCGAGAUCCAGGGGGACCUCUCAAGGAAGAUUCCCACAGAGGAUGAGUACACAGACCGGCCCUCACAGCCCUCUAAUGGUUCACUGUUUGUGAUCCAGCCCGGGAGCAAAUCUACACCCCCUUUCCAGGAGCCUCUGGAAGUGGGGGAGAAUGACAGUUUAAGCCAGUGUUUCACAGGGACUGAGAGCACGGCUGAGUCUGAAGGCUGCAGCUUCCUGGCGCCCCCAUGCAGAACUGACUGUAUCCCUUUGUCCCCUGAAAAGUACUUGAAAAGAGAAAUAGAGGAUGACAGUUGCCUGCCCUGGGUGGCCAGCUCCAACUCAACAGACGGCUACACGGGCUCUGGAAACACUCCUGGGGAGGACCAUGAGCCGCUUCUGGGUUCUCUGAAAUGUGGACCCUUGCCCCAGUGUGCCUACAGCAUGGGCCUUCCCAGCGAAGCAGCAGCCAGUAUGGCAGAGGCAGGAGGACAGCCCCAGGACAGGGCUGAUGCAAAGCUUCCAAGCUCGGAGAGGGGAGCCUCGGGAUCUGGGGGUUCCCCCAGUGACCAGCCACCUGUAUCUGGGAACGUGACAGGAAACAGCAAUUCCACGUUCAUCUCUAGCGGGCAGGUGAUGAACUUCAAGGGCGACAUCAUCGUGGUGUACGUCAGCCAGACCUCGCAGGAGGGCCCGGGCCCCACGGAACCGGAGCCGGAGCCGGAUCCCGUGGGCCGCCCGGUGCAGGAGGAGACGCUGGCGCGCAGAGACUCCUUCGCGGGCACGGCUCCACGCUUCCCCGACGCGUGUGCCACCGGGGCCGGGCUCCAGGAACAGGGCACGUGCGAGACCAAGGACGGGACAUCGCGGCCGGUGCAGGAGCAGGGCGCGGCGCAGGGCUCACGCCGUAUCCUGGGCUCCGGACAAUGUGCAGAAUGACCCCCGAGUUCUCUGCCUGCCCUGGGCGCAGAGCACCAGGGCUUUCACUAAACAGAUGUGUCCUGGCUGUUCACCGCGCACCUCCUCGCAGGGGCAGGCUGCUGGUGUGGUGGCGAAGCCCCUCACUUCCCGUGCCUCUCCCAUUUGGUGUCAUUCAGAUUGGCCUCUUUUUUUUU